AUGGCUUCUUUUAAGCUCCUUUAUUGGAUGUGCUGGGCAUACUGGAUGCUCAUCGCAGUCAAAGCUAACGAUCAAGACAAUGACAAGAUACGGAUAUCUGCGGGACCCGUCGAACAUACAACCUCAUCAUUGAACGAGGACGUAGAUAGAGUCACAUACUUUAAGGAAUCAACCACAGUUCUAGCCAGAACAAUGUCUGGCAAAAUGUACAAGUCCUCUGAUGAAGGUGGCAAAUGGGAACGUGUUCUGCAAGAUAAUGGCAGAAUCGUCAUGUUUGGAAUGCACGACAGCUCAAUCACUCGUGCCUACUUCUUUAACGAGAAGGAUGAAGGAUUCUAUACUACAGACCGUAUGAAUAGUGUGAAAGCUAUGACACUGCCUGCCCUUCCCAAUGGACUUCGAGUACCUCUUCUCGAUUUCCACCCCGAAGAAAGUGACUGGUUGGUAUUCGUUGGCGGUGGACGAGACUGUCCUGGCUCCAAAUGCUUUACUGAGGUCUUUACCUCAAAGGAUUAUCGCGAGUGGAAGCCAAUAGAGACUUGGGCACAAAAAUGUGUCUGGUCGAGAGACUUUGGAUUUGCUGGCACUACGAUUCCGAAGGAUGCUGUGUAUUGUGCUAGCUGGAAGAAUAAGAAUGGUGUUGUCGGCCAAGAUGCUCUAGGAUUGGGCUUUGGCGAUAACGUAUUGCAGAUGGUCAUGAUUUACGCUGAUGGCACCAAAAAAGUGCUCAUAGAUAAAAAUGUUGUCGAUUAUUACGUAGUAGACGGCAUUCUAGUCGUAGCUGUGGGCGACAUGACUGGAAUCAAGUUGAUGGUAUCGGUUGAUGGGAUCAAUUUUGCUGAUACUAAAUUCCCUCCCAAUGUCAACGUGAAACACAAUGCUUUCACAAUUUUGGAAUCCACGACAGAUAGUAUAUUUUUGGACGUUUCCAUCUCCUCUGAUUAUCACCGUGAAUAUGGCAGUCUGUAUCGCUCUAAUGCCAAUGGAACAUUUUACUCCAAGCUUCUCGACCGAACCAAUAGAAACGAAGCGGGUAUUGUCGAUUUCGAAAAGCUACAGGCCAUUCCUGGUAUCGUAUUAACAAACAUAGUGGCCAACCCUGAAGAUGUCACUUCUGGUAGUCGUAAACGAAUCGCUUCACGAAUGUCCUUUGAUGACGGAGCAACUUGGGCUGGACUCAAAAUGCCAACCAAGGAUGCGAAUGGCAAUCCCAUCAAAUGUGAUGCUGAUGAUGGAUGCUAUCUCCAUUUGCACUCGCACGCAUCUAUUCGAGAUAGUGAAUCUGCUACAGGAACCAUACACUCUGCUGAGUCUAUACCAGGAGUAGUUUUGGGUGUUGGUAAUGUAGGAUCCAGGUUAAUGGACUACAAGUCUGGAAACGUCUAUAUCAGUCGUGAAGCUGGACGUAGUUGGACUGAAAUUCGACGUGAUGCUCAUAGAUGGGCCAUUGGUGAUCACGGCGCUAUGAUUGUAAUGGUGAACGAUGAAGGACCAACUGAUACUCUCGCAUACACUUACGAUUUCGGUACAACAUGGAGCGAAUACAAGUUUACCGAUAAGCCCAUUCGAUUACAAACAAUCACUACAGAACCAUCAGCCACGUCUCUUAAAUUUAUAAUUGUCGGAAUCAGUAAAGAUGGUGACACUUCCCUCUUCCAGCUCGACUUUACCAAUGUGCUUCCUAAACAAUGUACCGACUCUGACUUUGAAAAAUGGUCUCCUCAUGAUACUGCUGGAGCUGAUCGUUGCUUCUUGGGUGCCGAGGUUGAAUAUACUAGAAGAAAAGCCGACAGUAAAUGUUUUGUUGGUAAAGAAUUCACAGAUUUGAAGAGAACCAUCAAAACUUGUGCUUGCACAGAGAAGGACUUUGAAUGUGAUGCUGGAUAUUACCGAGAAGUAGUUGAUGGAGUUGCUAAAUGUAAAGUCAAUGGAGCUGAUUUCAACCAGCCCAAAGACUGCAAGGCCGGAACGUCAUAUUCAGCACCAUCUGGAUUUAGAAAGAUUGGUCUGUCUAAAUGCCAAGGUGGCGUCGAUCUAGAAAAGACCAAAGUAGAUCGACCAUGUGGUGAUGCCGUCAAAACUCCAGGUGGUGGUGUUGAUGUUGUGAUUACCACAUUUACAUUUGAUGAUGAAAUGGCUGACUACAUGUACUUUAAUCAAUCUAAAACCGUCCUCAUACGUGACUAUGCUGGAGUUGUUUGGAAAUCUCCUGAUCAAGGCAAAUCAUGGGAACAUGUAAUGACGGAUGUCACUCGGUUCUCCUCCAUGCUGUUAGAUACGUAUCGAGACAGCAGGGCCUUCUUUCUUACUGCCGGAAAGAAGCAAUAUUAUACCAAAGAUAAAGGAACCACAUUUUCUAGCUUCAAUGUCCCUACUGAAGCUAAUGAACUCGGUGUGCCUCUUCUAAGAACGCAUCCUGAUGAACCUAACUGGUGGAUUUGGGUCGGAUCAGAAGACUGUGCUAGUUUAGAUUACUCGUCAAAGUGUCAUACUGUAGCAUACGUUACAUGGAAUCAAGGAGAUUCAUGGAGCAAAAUCGAAACAUAUGUCAAUAAUUGCGACUGGGGAAGGCACAAAGUCUUCAAAUCACCUACCAAAGAAACGAUAUAUUGUCAAGCAUAUACCGCUAAAGAAGGCAAUCAACGACGUAUGAAUCCUCGAACUCAUACCUUGACGUUAUCAAGGGCCAAAGAUGGUGGUAGAUCGUGGGAGUCUCGAUUUAGGAAUACUGCAGGAUUUGCUAUUUUCGAAGAGUUUAUGGUGGCUGCAGUAUUACACGAGGAUACUCGAGAGCUACUGCUGUAUGUCACAAUGGAUGGGAAUGACUGGGCUCUUACCAUGUUCCCUCCGUCCUUUCAAAUGCCUGAUUUAGGAUAUACCAUCUUGCAAUCGACAACAGGUUCCAUCUUUAUUGACGUAUACAUGUCGAAUUCCGUAGAAGGUGAAUUUGGCAGCCUCUUUAAAUCUAAUUAUAAUGGAACCAUGUAUUCCAAUAUUGUCAAGUACACAAAUCGAAAUUCCAAAGGAUAUGUCGACUUUGAAAAGAUGCAAGGAGUUGAAGGUAUCGCCAUGGUAAAUACUGUGACGAAUCCUACCGAUGUAUCUAUUGGUGAUGCAAAGAAGGUCCAGACUCAAAUCACUUUUGACGAUGGAAGCACUUGGGUGGACUUGAUACCCCCUAGUACUGAUUCGCAAGGAAACGCUUAUGAUUGCAAAUCAUCGUCAUGCUCCUUAUCCCUCCAUUCGUAUACAGAACGACGGGAUUCUCGAGACCAAUUCUCUGCCUCAUCUGCUAUUGGUCUGAUGGCAGGUGUUGGUAAUGUCGGAAAGUAUUUAAACAAGUAUACAGAUGGUAACACCUUCUUGACUCGAGAUGGUGGACGAACAUGGCGUGAAGUUACAAAAGAUGCUCAUAUGUGGGAGUUUGGUGAUCAUGGUGGUAUAAUGGUGCUGGUUAACGAUGAAGCACCCACCGAUAUAAUUAAAUAUUCCCUCGAUGAAGGCCUGACCUUCCAAGACUUGAAGAUAACGGAUGAUGGUAGUAAACUUCGAAUCACACAUGUUAUUACUGAACCUGCAGGAACCACUGCACAUUUUAUAUUAUUUGGUCGUCGAGCAGAUGGUAGUCUCAAUUUUGGAGCAUCCAAGACCGUUGCGGUGCAUCUAGACUUUUCUGGUGCACAUGAUGGGAGAAUGUGUAAGCUGGAUACCUCGAAUCCUGAAGCUAGUGAUUUCGAGGUUUGGAGUCCUGGACCACCAGGUCAAAAUGAGAGCUGCAUCUUUGGUCACAAGGUUGAUUAUUAUAGAAGGAAACCAAGCCGUCCUUGCAACAUUGGUGAAGCAUAUCUAUCGGUACCACUCGUAUCCACCAACUGUAUAUGUACAGAAUCAGAUUUCGAGUGCGACUUCAACUAUGUAAGAGACUCGAAAGGCUCAUGCACCUUGGUACCUGGUGGAGUCAUACCAGUCUCGACUUGUGAAAGUGACGGAUACAAAUAUGUGUCUACUGGAUACAGGAGACGAGCCAAGACCACUUGUACUGGUGGUGUAGAUCUCGCUACUGGUGAAAAGAUUUGGUGUGGUACUGCUGGAGCUACGGCUGGAGCUGUUAUUGGGUAUCUGCUGCUCAGUCUGACUAUUGCUGGUACUGUUGGUGGUGGAGUUUGGUAUUAUAGAAAGUAUGGAUUCACUGGUGGUGCUAUCAGGCUACCCGACGAUUUCGCAGCAUCAACAGCACGAUCUUCGCAGCACUGGGCCGAAAGGACGGGUCUUGCAGUGCGAUAUGUUGCUCUGGGCGCUCUAGAUGGUGCUUACUGGACAUGGGAUGCCGCCCGAGCCGGAUUCGAUUGGGUUCGAGCAAGGCUGACACGCGGAAGAGGAUACCAGCCAGUUAGCGCUUUCGAGGGCGCGAUGGACGAUGGCGAUGAAGGUCUUUUGUAUCUUGACGAUUAG
Messenger RNA from Synchytrium microbalum, 4452 nucleotides. RefSeq lists its product as uncharacterized. Gene Ontology annotation, cellular component: membrane; Golgi apparatus. Gene Ontology annotation, molecular function: protein binding. Lineage: Eukaryota; Fungi; Chytridiomycota; Chytridiomycetes; Synchytriales; Synchytriaceae. Gene Ontology annotation, biological process: Golgi to vacuole transport; protein targeting to vacuole; Golgi to endosome transport. The transcript is spliced from 9 exons. The record is from RefSeq and is a predicted model, not a curated record. The coding region runs from base 1 to 4452 and encodes 1483 amino acids.